AUGGCACCGUCACCGUCACCCGUGCUGGCACUCCUCCUCACCCUGCUCUGUGCCACCCCAGGAUGGGGGGGACCCCCUCGUGUGGGGGUGUCCCGGACACCCGGGUCCCCCGCGAGGCUGGCGUGGGGAUGCCGGGUGCUGACGGCGGCCGCAGGGCUGGGGGUGCCGGGGGGGCAUUGUGGGGUGCCCCCCACCGCCUGGUGCCAGAGCUGGGAGACGGCGCUGCGCUGCGGGGCCCUGGAGCACUGUGCCCGCCACGCCUGGGCACCCCCCACCACGACCCCAUGUCCCCGUUCUCCCAAGCCCCAGUGUCCCCAAGCCCCCAUGCCCCGAUGUCCCCAAACCCCCAUGUCCCCAUUCCCCCACGCCACACGUCCCCAUGCCAUAUCUCCCUACGUCCCCAAGCUCGUUUCCCCGCAUCCCACACCCCACGCCAUACGUCCCCACGCCUCACGUCCCCGUGCCCGGUGCCACCUCUCGCAGGACGUGUGCGCCGACUGCCAGCAGAUCGUCACCCUACUCACCCGCAUGGCCAACGAGUCGGCCACCAAGGCGGCCGUGGAGGGGUUCCUGCGGCAGGAGUGCGCGGCGCUGCCGGUGCCCAGCAUGGUGCCACCCUGCCAGAACCUGGUGCACGAGUACUUCAGCCGCCUCCUCAUCGACCUCGAGGGGCACCUCAAGCCUUCAGCCAUCUGUGCCCGCCUGGAGCUGUGCCCGGGCGAGCCGGGGGGUGCCGCGGCCAUGCCCCCCCUCGGGGCACUCAGCACCCACCUGCAGGUACGGGCCCUGCCCAUACCGCUGCCGCUCUGCUGGCUGUGCCGCACCUUCCUGGCCCGCGCCGAGGCCGCCAUCCCCAAGGAGGCGGUGGCGGAGGCGGCGACGAAGCUGUGCCGGGUGCUGCCGGUGGUGGUGGUGGGCGCGUGCCAGUGCCUGGUGCAGCGGUACGGGGUGCUGCUGGUGGAGGGGGUGCUGGGGCGCCUGGCCCCCCGCCUGCUCUGUCGCCUGCUCCUCACCUGCGGCCCCGAGGACGGUUACGCCCCGUCGUCGCCUCCCCGGCAGCCCCUCGGGGCCCCCGCGGCCCCGCCAGCUGCUUGUGCCGGCACCGAGGACCUGGGACUGGGCCACCCCCUCCCCGCGCUGUCCCCAAACCCGGGACCCUGUGCCCUGGGCCCGACCUACUGGUGCUCCAGCCCCGAGGCCGCCCGCCGCUGCCAGGCCCUGCAGCACUGCCAGGAGCACGUCUGGGUGUAG
Molecule: messenger RNA, 1251 nt
Organism: Harpia harpyja (harpy eagle)
Lineage: Eukaryota; Metazoa; Chordata; Aves; Accipitriformes; Accipitridae
Gene: SFTPB
Product: surfactant protein B
Exons: 8
Coding region: 1-1251 (416 amino acids)
Source: RefSeq, a predicted model, not a curated record